GUAUGAAUAUACAAAUGUGAAUUAAAAAAAAAACUUUUCAUGUAGAAAACUGUUUUUUGUGAGUUUCUUGUAAAUAUAUGUGAUUAGGAAUUAAAAAAGAAAACAUAAAUUAAAGAAAAACAGACAUAAUGUCUUCCGGGCGGCCUAUUAAAUGUGUUGUCGUUGGAGAUGGUACCGUUGGAAAAACAUGUAUGUUAAUUUCGUAUACGACAGACAGUUUUCCUGGUGAAUAUGUUCCUACUGUGUUUGAUAAUUAUUCAGCACCAAUGGUUGUUGAUGGUAUACCAGUAAGUUUAGGAUUAUGGGAUACAGCUGGCCAAGAAGAUUACGAUCGAUUACGACCAUUAUCGUAUCCACAAACAGACGUCUUUCUAAUAUGUUUUAGUGUAACGAGUCCAUCAUCUUUUGAAAAUGUUACAUCUAAAUGGUAUCCAGAAAUAAAACAUCACUGUCCUGAUGCCCCAAUGAUAUUAGUUGGCACAAAAAUAGAUCUUCGAGAUGAUCGUGAAACAUUAACAGCAUUAGCCGAACAAGGUCUAUCGCCAAUAAAACGUGAGCAAGGCCAAAAAUUAGCAAAUAAAAUUCGUGCUGUUAAAUAUAUGGAAUGUUCAGCAUUAACACAACGUGGUUUAAAGCAAGUAUUCGACGAAGCUGUUCGGGCUGUACUUAGACCGGAACCUCAAAAACGUCGUCAGCGUAAAUGCACGCUUAUUUAGAUAUUAUAUUAUUUUAUUACAUCACCGUCCUAAUCAAUAACAAAACAAAAACAACCCUCCCUUAACCUCGUUUACCCUUCUAUACAACAGCCCAUGAAAUCGAUAUUUUCUCAGGAUUUCUAUUUGAAAAUAGUUCUCAUUCGCACUGUACUUGAAGUAUUCAAAACGGUUCUUAAUCGCUUUCUUGUUUUACUUACAUUUUUUAAUUCUCCCCCGUAAAUAUUCAAAACUACAGCUAACAUCCACCAUUUUAUGUCCUUGGGAUACACAGAGUAAGUGUUUUAAGCCAGCACAGCCAAAUAUUCGUUUACGUAAAACUGUCAUAUUGACUCCAAGCAAUUCAAAUUAUAUUUUACAAUAUAAUAAUCAUAAUAAAACAUAAGAGAGGUCCGAAAAUGGUUCCUAUACCAAGGAAUUCUUUGUGUCUUCUUUGAGAAAAACUUGCCAUCCGAAGGCAAGAUAUCUCUACAUAAAAAAAGAUGCUAUUUUAAGCAGAUGAAGCUAUGAAAUUCUGUCGAGGCCAAAUGCUACGCAGAAAUUUUACGGCUUCUCCGUCAGGAUUUCUCCCGGAAUUGAUGGAUUUAAGAUUUCGGAAACAAACAUUCUAAACCUGAAGCCCUGUAAGUUUAUGGAAGUUUCAUCGCCAUUCAUUCAAAUAGAAUCAUCAGAGGUUCCCGUGUUAAGAAUGUGAUAGUUCAAUCGACAGUGUCUUGUCAAGAGUCCUACCAACCUUCUCAACUGGGCUCUGACUCCAGAGGACCCAAAAUGGUGGAUUGUGAUGUCUGUAGUGCGCAUCUAAACAGGUAAACGUUGUUUUCAACGACGUCUCAGGUUAAAACUAAUUUUAAAAUUUUACUAAUUGACUAAUUCAUAAAGUUUUACUCAAAUUUCUAAACAUUGAGCACAUUUAAUUUUCGUAACGAAUACACGAAUAUUAAUUGUACAAUUUGAGGAAUUUUAUCGCAUAUUUAUCAUAUCCAUUUUAUUAAACAGGGUGUUCAAAGAUUUUUU
Messenger RNA from Chrysoperla carnea, 1727 nucleotides. It is a transcript of the gene Mtl, whose product is annotated as ras-related C3 botulinum toxin substrate 1. The record is from RefSeq and is a predicted model, not a curated record. Lineage: Eukaryota; Metazoa; Arthropoda; Insecta; Neuroptera; Chrysopidae. Gene Ontology annotation, biological process: small GTPase-mediated signal transduction. The coding region runs from base 129 to 716 and encodes 195 amino acids. The transcript is spliced from 4 exons. Gene Ontology annotation, molecular function: GTP binding; GTPase activity.